UCUCUCUGUGUGAUGGCAUGCUCACGGACCUGCUCCCAAAUACUGGGGCUGAGCCUCGGGACUACAGCCCUGUUUGCUGCUGCGGCCAACACAGUGCUCCUCUUUCCUAACUGGGAUGUGACCUACCUGUUGAGGGGCCUCAUUGGCAGGCAUGCCAUGCUGGGCUCUGGGCUCUGGGGAGGAGGCCUCAUGGUUCUCACUGCAGCUACCCUCAUCUCCUUGACGGGCUGGAGAUAUGGCUGCUUCAGUAAGAGUGGGCCCUGCCGAAGUAUGCUUACUGCUCUGCUGUCAAGUGGCCUGGCUUUUCUUGGAGCCUUGAUUUGCUUUAUCACUUCUGGAGUAGCCCUGAAAGAUGGUCCUUUUUGCAUGUUCGAUGUUUCACCGUUCAAUCAGACACAGGCUUGGAAACAUGGUUACCCAUUCAAAGACCUGCGUAACAGGAAUUAUUUGUAUGACCAUUCACUCUGGAACUCUGUCUGCCUGGAGCCUUCUAAAGCUGUCAUUUGGCACGUGUGCUUCUUCUCCGCCCUUCUGUGCAUCAGCCUCCUCCAGAUUCUCCUGGUGGUCAUUCAUUUCAUCAACAGCUUCCUGGGCCUUUUCUGCAGCCUCUGUGAGAAGUAACAGAGGAAAAGGCCAUGUGAAGACACAGCCAGAAGGUAGCCAUCUGCAAGCCAAGGAGAGAGGCCUCAGUAGAAACCAACCUUGUUGGCACCUCGAUCGUGGAUUUCCAGCCUCCAGAAAAUAAAUUUCCAUUGUUUAAGCCA
This is a messenger RNA of Eubalaena glacialis (North Atlantic right whale), 764 nucleotides long. RefSeq names its product transmembrane 4 L six family member 19 (gene TM4SF19). NCBI's taxonomy places the organism in Eukaryota, Metazoa, Chordata, Mammalia, Artiodactyla, Balaenidae. The record is from RefSeq and is a predicted model, not a curated record. The transcript is spliced from 5 exons. Gene Ontology annotation, cellular component: membrane. The coding region runs from base 13 to 621 and encodes 202 amino acids.